AUGGAGGUCCAGGGUUUGGGGUUUAAUCUCCAGAGGUUAGGAGAAGCAGAAGGUCAGACUGUGCGGGACGGUGCCGGACCAUCGUAUUCCUCUUAUCCUGAGGAACCUCAGACUGUGCGGGACGGUGCCAUCCUUGCAACACAUAAGAGGUUUCCCUGUACUGAGUGCAGGAAGUAUUUCUAUUAUAAAUCCAAACUUAAUGUACAUAAAAGAUCUCACACGGGGGAGAAGCCGUAUUCCUGUCCUGAGUGCGGGAAAUCUUUUUCACAGAAGUCCGGUCUUUCCCAUCAUCAGAAGUUGCACACGGGGGAAAAGCCGUAUUCCUGUCUUGAGUGCGGGAAAUGUUUUUCACAUAGUACCGCUCUUUCCAGUCAUCAGAGAGUGCACACAGGGCUGAAGCCGUAUGCCUGUCCUGAGUGUGGGAAAUGUUUUUCAAGAAAGUCCCAUCUUACCAAACAUCAGAGAUCUCACACGGGGGAGAAGCCGUAUUGCUGUACUGAGUGUGGGAAAUGUUUUACAGAGAAGUCCUAUCUUUUCAGACAUCAGAGAUCUCACACGGGGGAAAAGAAGCAGUAUUACUGUACUGAGUGCGGGAAAUGUUUUUCAGAUAAGACCGUUCUUUCCAAUCAUCAGAGAUUGCACACAGGGGAGAAUCUGUAUCCCUGUCCUGAGUGCGGGAAAUGUUUUUCAAAGAAGUCCCGUCUUUCCAGACAUCAGAGAUCUCACACGGGGGAAAAGCCGUAUUGCUGUACUGAGUGUGGGAAUCGUUUUUCAGAUAAGACCGGACUUUCCUAUCAUCAGAGAUUGCACACGGGGGAAAAGCCGUAUCCAUGUUCUGAAUGCGGGAAAUGUUUUAUAAAGAAGUCCGCUCUUGUCACGCAUCAGAGAUCUCACACGGGGGAAAAGCCGUUUCCUUGUAUUGAGUGCGGGAAGUGUUUCUAUUAUAAAUCCCAACUUAUUGUACAUAAAAGAACUCACACAGGGAAGAAGCCGUAUUCCUGUCCUGAGUGUGGGAAAUAUUUUUCACAUAGGGACAAUCUUUCUGCACAUCUGAGAUGCCACACGGGGGAGAAGCCAUAUUCCUGUCCCGAGUGCCGGAAAUGUUUUUCUCAGAGGUCCAAUCUUUCUGCACAUCAGAGAUGCCACACGGGGGAAAAGCCGUAUUCCUGUUCCGAGUGCAGGAAAUGUUUUUCAAAGAAGGCCCAUCUUUCUGAACAUCAGAGAUGCCACACCGGGGAGAAGCCGUAUUUCUGUCCCGAGUGCGGGAAAUGUUUUUUAAAAAAGUUCCAGCUUUCUGGACAUCAGAGAUCUCACACGGGGGAAAAGCCGUAUUGCUGUACUGAGUGUGGGAAAUGUUUUACAGAUAAGUCCCAUCUUUCCAGACAUCAGAGAUCUCACACAGGGGAAAAGCCGUAUUCUUGUCCUGAGUGCGCAAAAUGUUUUUCACAGAAGUCCCAUCUUUCUGAACAUCAGAGAUUUCACACGGGGGAAAAGCCGUAUUCCUGUCCUGAAUGUGGGAAAUGUUUUUCAAGGAAGGCCGUUCUUUCCAGACAUCAGAGAUUGCAUACAGGGGAAAAGCCGUAUUCCUGUCCUGAGUGUGGGAAAUGUUUUUCAAGGAAGGACUUUCUUUUUAUACAUCAGAGAUUGCAUACGGGGGAAAAGCCAUAUUCCUGUCCUGAGUGCGGGAAAUGUUUUUCACGGAAGUCCCAUCUUUUUGGACAUCAGAGAUCUCACACGGGGGAAAAGCCAUAUUCCUGUGCUGAGUGCGGGAAAUGUUUUAUGCACAAAUCACAUCUCGUUGACCAUCAAAGGUCUCACACAGGGGAAAAGCCAUAUUGUUGUCUUGAGUGUGGGAAAAGUUUUUCUCUGAAGUCCACUCUUGUCAGACAUCAGAAAUCUCACACGGGUGAGAAGCCGUAUUCCUGUCUCGAGUGCGGGAAAUGUUUUUCACAGAAGAUCCUUCUUUCUAAACAUCAGAGAUUGCACACGGGAGAAAAGCCGUAUUCCUGUCCCGAGUGCAAGAAAUGUUUUUCAAACAAAUCCCAUCUUUCUGAUCAUCAGAGAUCUCACACGGGGGAGAAGCCGUAUUCCUGUCCUGAGUGCGGAAAAUGUUUUUCACAGAAGUCCUAUCUUUCUGCACAUCAGAGAUCUCACACGGGGGAAAAGCCGUAUUCCUGUCCUGAGUGCAGUAAAUGUUUUUCACAGAAGACCAGUCUUUCCAGACAUCAGAGAUCUCACACGGGGGAGAAGCCGUUUUCCUGUCCUGAGUGCGGAAAAAGUUUUACACAGAAGACCAGUCUUUCUGCACAUCAGAGAUCUCACACGGGGGGAAAGCCGUAUUCCUGUCCUGAGUGCGGGAAAUGUUUUACAGAAAAGUCCAGCCUUUACAAACAUCAGAGAUCUCACACGGGGGAAAAGCCAUAUUCCUGUCCUGAGUGCGGGAAAUGUUUUUCACAGAAGACCAGUCUUUCCAGACAUCAGAGAUCUCACACGGGGAAGAAGCCGUUUUCCUGUCCCGAGUGUGGGAAUUUUUUUUUAAGGAAGUCCAAUCUUUACAUGCAUCAGAGAUUGCACUCAAAAAAGAAGCCACUUGCCGUCCUUCAAACAGAUAAGAGGUUUUCCUGUCCUGAGUGUGGGAAGUGUUUCCCUUUUAAAUACAGUCUUAAUCUCCACAAAAGAACUCACACGGGGGAGAAGCCGUAUUCGUGCCCUGAGUGUGGGAAAUGUUUUGCAGUGAAGUCCAAUCUUUCCAAACAUCAGAGAGUGCACACAGGAGAGAAGCCGUAUGCCUGUCCUGAGUGCGGGAAAUGUUUUACAGAGAAGAGCCACCUUCCCAAACAUCAGAGAGUGCACACAGGAGAGAAGCCGUAUUCCUGUCCUGAGUGCGGGAAAUGUUUUACAGAGAAGGGCCACCUUUCCAAACAUCAGAGAUCUCACACAGGGGAGAAACCGUAUUCCUGUUCUGAAUGUGGGAAAUGCUUUCCACAAAAGUACAACCUUUCCCUUCAUCAAAGAAUUCACACGGGGGAAAAGCCGUAUUCCUGUCCUGAGUGUGGGAAAUGUUUUAAACAGAAUUCCAAUCUUACCAUACAUCAGAGAUUGCACACAGGGGAAAAGCCGUAUUCCUGUCCAGAGUGUGGGAAAUGUUUUUCACAUAAGACCCAGCUUUCCAAUCAUCAGAGAUUGCACACGGGGGAAAAACCAUAUUCCUGUCCAGAGUGCGGGAAAUGUUUUUCGAGUAAGAUCGAUCUUUCCUAUCAUCAGAGAUUGCACACGGGGGAAAAAUCUGUAUGCCUUCAGACUGUGCGGGACGGUGCCGGACCAUUGUAUUCCUCUUAUCCUGAGGAACCUCAGACUGUGCGGGACGGUGCUGUCCUUGCAUCACAUAAGAGGUUUCCCUGUACUGAGUGCGGGAAGUGUUUCUAUCAUAAAUCCAAACUUAAUAGGCAUAAAAGAUCUCACACGGGGGAGAAGCCGUAUUCCUGUCCUGAGUGCGGGAAAUGUUUUUCACAGAUGUCCUAUCUUACCACACAUCAGAGAUUGCACACAAUGGAAAAGCCAUAUUCCUGUCCUGAGUGCGGGAAAUGUUUUUCACAGAAGUGCCAUCUUUCCCUUCAUCAGAGAUCUCACACAGGGGAAAAGCCGUAUUCCUGUCCUGAGUGCGGGAAAUGUUUUUCAGAUAAAUCCAGUCUUACCACACAUCAGAGAUUGCACACAGGGGAGAAGCCAUAUUCCUGUCCUGAGUGCGGGAAAUGUUUUUCACAGAAGUCCAGUCUUUCCUUUCAUCAGAGAUUACACACGGAUGAAAAGCCGUAUUCCUGUCCUGAGUGCGGGAAAUGCUUUGCACAGCAGUCCUAUCUUUCCCUUCAUCAGAGAUUGCACACAAGGGAAAAGCUGUAUUCCUGUCCUGAGUGCGGGAAAUGUUUUUCACAGAAGUCCGUUCUUAUCACACAUCAGAGAUUGCAUACAGGUGAAAAGCCGUAUUCCUGUCCUGAGUGCGGGAAAUGUUUUUCACAGAUGUCCAGUCUUACGACACAUCAAAGAUCGCACACGGGGGAGAAGCCGUAUUCCUGUCCUGAGUGCGGAAAAUGUUUUUCAGAGAAGUCAAAUCUUUCCAGGCAUCAGAGAUCUCACACGAGGGAGAAGUUUUCCUGUACGGAGUGUGGGAAGUGUUUCCAUUUAAAAUCCAGACUUAAUCUCCACAAAAGAACUCACACGGGGGAGAAGCCGUAUUCCUGUCCUGAGUGUGGGAAAUGUUUUUCACAGAAGUCCCAUCUUUCCAAUCAUCAGAAUGUGCACACGGGGGAGAAGCCAUAUCCCUGCCCUGAGUGCGGGAAAUGUUUUUCACAGAAGUCCACUCUUGCCACACAUCAGAGAUUGCACACGGGGGAGAAGCCGUAUUCCUGUCCUGAGUGCGGGAAAUGUUUUUCAGAUAAGUCCAGUCUUACCAGACAUCAGAGAUUGCAUAAGGGGGAGAAGCCGUAUUCCUGUCCUGAGUGCGGGAAAUGUUUUUCAGGGAAGUCCAGUCUUACCACACAUCAGAGAUUGCAUAAGGGGGAGAAGCCGUAUUCCUGUCUUGAGUGCAGGAAAUGUUUUUCUAGGAAGUCCAGUCUUUCCAUACAUCAGAGAUUGCACACGGGGGAGAAGCCGUAUUCCUGUCCUGAGUGCGGGAAAUGUUUUUCACGGAAGUCCUAUCAUUUCUGUCAUCAGAGAUUGCACAAGGGGGAAAAGCCGUAUUCCUGUCCUGAGUGCGGGAAAUGUUUUUCACGGAAGUCCUAUCUUUCCUGUCAUCAGAGAUUGCACAAGGGGGAAAAGCCGUAUUCCUGUCCUGAGUGCAGGAAAUGUUUUUCACGGAAGUCCUAUCUUUCCUGUCAUCAGAGAUUGCACACGGGGGAAAAGCCGCAUUCCUGUCUUGAGUGCGGGAAAUGUUUCACAGACAAGUCCAGUCUUUCCAGACAUCAGAGAUCUCACACGGGGGAAAAGCCGUAUUGCUGUACUGAGUGUGGGAAAUCUUUUUCAGAUAAGUUUGAAUUUUCCUAUCAUCAGAGAUUGCACACAGGGGAAAAGCUGUAUUCCUGUUCUGAGUGCGGGAAAUGUUUUUCAAAGAAGUCUGCACUUUCCUAUCAUCAGAGAUCUCACACAGGGGAAAAGCCGUAUUCCUGUCCUGAGUGCGGGAAAUGUUUCUCAAAGAAGUCCAAUCUUUCUGGACAUCAGAAAUUGCACAUGGGGGAAAAGCCGUAUUGCUGUCCUGAGUGCGGGAAAUGUUUUACAUCGAAGUCCAAUCUUUCCUAUCAUCAGAGAUCUCACACAGGUGAAAAGCCAUAUUCCUGUCCUGAGUGCGGGAAAUCUUUUACAUUAAAGUGCAGUCUUUCCUAUCAUCAGAGAUCUCACACAGGGGAAAAGCCAUAUUCCUGUCCUGAGUGCGGGAAAUGUUUUACAUUGAAGUCCAGUCUUUCCAGACAUCAGAGAUCUCACACGGGGAAGAAGCCAUAUUCCUGUCCUGAGUGCGGGAAAUGUUUUUCAAAGAAGUUCAGUCUUUCUGGACAUCAGAAAUUGCACAUGAGGGAAAAGCCGUAUUGCUGUCCUGAGUGCGGGAAAUGUUUUACAUUGAAGUCCAGUCUUUCCAGACAUCAGAGAUCUCACACGGGGGAGAACCGUUUUCCUGUACUGAGUGUGGGAAAGGUUUUUCACAGAAGUCCCAACUUAACAGACAUCAGAGAUCUCACACAGGUGAGAAGCCGUUUUCCUGUACUGAGUGUAGGAAAUGUUUUGGAGAAAAAUCAGAGGUUGUCAGACAUCAGAGAUCUCACAUGGGGGAGCAUUCCUGUUCUGAGUGCGGGAAAUGUUUCACAGAAGUCCAAUCUUUCCCAACAUCAGAAAUUGCAUACAGGAGAAAAGCCGUAUUCUUGUACCGAGUGCGGGAAAAGUUUUUCACAGAAGUCCACUCUUUCCCGUCAUCAGAAAUUGCACACGGGGGAGAAACCCUAUUCAUGUCCUGAGUGUGGGAAAUGUUUUUCAGAGAAGUCUACUCUUUCCUCACAUCAGAGAUUGCACAUGGGGGAGAAGCCGUAUUCCUGUCCUGAGUGCGGGAAAUGUUUUUCACAGAAGUCCAAUCUUUCAAAACAUCAGAGAUUGCACACAGGGGAGAAGCCAUAUUCCUGCCCUGUGUGCGGGAAAUGUUUUUCAGAGAAGUCUUCUGUUUCCAAACAUCAGAGAUUGCACACGGGGGAGAAGCUGUAUUCCUGUCCUGAGUGCGGGAAAUGUUUUUCAGAGAAGUCCCAUCUUUCCAAACAUCAGAGAUUGCACACGGGGGAGAAACCGUAUUCCUGUCCUGACUGCGGGAAAUGUUUUUCGCAGAAGUCCAAUCUUUCCAUACAUCGGAGAUUGCACACGGGUGAGAAGCCGUAUUGCUGUCCUGAGUGUGGGAAAUGUUUUUCAGUGAAGUCCAAUCUUAACACACAUCAGAGAACUCACACUGGAGAAAAGCCGUACUCAUGUCCUGAGUGCGGGAAAUGUUUUUCACAGAAGUACAGUCUUACCACACAUAUAAGAUUGCACACAGGUGAGAAGCCAUAUUCCUGUCCUGAGUGCGGGAAAUGUUUUUCAGAUAAGUACCAUUUUGACAGACAUCAGAGAUCACACACAGGUGAGAAUUCGUAUUCCUGUCCUGAGUGCGGGAAAUAUUUUGGACAAAAAUCACAACUUGUUGAACAUCAGAGAUCUCACACGGGGGAGAAGCCGUUUUCCUGUCCUGAAUGCGGGAAAUGUUUUUCAUGGAAGUCCAAUCUUCACGCACAUCAGAGAUUGCAUACGGGAGAAAAGCCGCAUUCCUGUACUGAGUGCGGGAGACGUUUUGUAAAACAAUCAGAACUUGUCACACAUCGGAGGUCUCACACGGGGGAAAAGCCGUAUUGUUGUCCUGAGUGCGGGAAAUGUUUUUCAGAUAAGCACAGUUUUCUUAAACACCAAAAAUUUCACACGGGGGAGAAGCCGUAUUCCUGUACUGAAUGCGGGAAAUGUUAUGUACAAAAAUCAGGUCUUGUCGCACACCAGAGGUCUCACACGGGGGAGAAGCCAUUUUCCUGUCCUGUGUGUGGGCAAUGUUUUUCACUAAAGAAAAACCUUUACACACAUCAGAGGUUGCAUACAGGAGAAAAGCCCUAUACUUGUUCUGAGUGCGGGAAAUGUUUUGUACAAAGUUCACAUCUUGUUGUACAUCAGAGGUCUCACACGGGAGAAAAGCCGUAUUGUUGUCCUGAGUGCGGGAAAUGUUACUCUGAUAAGAAAAGUUUUAAUAAACACCAGAGAUCUCACAUGGAAGAGAAUCCGUAUCCCUGUUCUGAGUGCGGGAAAUGUUUUCCAGAUGAGUCCAGUUUUUAUAACCACCAGAGAUCUCACAUGGGGGAAAAGCCAUAUUCCUGUCCUGAGUGCGGAAAAUGUUAUACACGGAAGUCCCAUCUUUCCAGACAUCAGAGAUCUCACAUG
Messenger RNA from Rana temporaria (common frog), 7485 nucleotides. RefSeq lists its product as uncharacterized. NCBI's taxonomy places the organism in Eukaryota, Metazoa, Chordata, Amphibia, Anura, Ranidae. Gene Ontology annotation, biological process: negative regulation of transcription by RNA polymerase II. Gene Ontology annotation, molecular function: DNA-binding transcription repressor activity, RNA polymerase II-specific. The record is from RefSeq and is a predicted model, not a curated record.